AUGCCAUUACUCGAGGCUGAAAAGGGCGCUAUUGGCCCUGAGCGGUACUACCGCAUAUUGCCGUGCUCUUGUUCCUUUACGAACACGGACAUCUGGCCUCUCCCAGUGGAUCGUGAGCCUGAGCUGAAGAUGCAUCACCAAAUUGCACGCAAAGAGGGACAAAGAACAAACACAGCUGCAAGUAGAAACUACUUCCUCGCUAGGACUGGUCUGGCGGGCCAGACGUCUCGGUUAGGCUUGGUCUUGGGUGCUAGAGCAGCUCCGAGGUGGCUCCAGCCUGCCCUUGUGCCUGCCUCCCCAACCAAGACGCCAUCAAAUGCUCCAAUGGCAGUCAUUGGCUCGCUGCAGCCCCGGUUUAGCCCCAUCGGCCAAACUGCUAGCUAUGGGCUGCAGCACAGGUGGUACUUUAGUCGCAGUAGGACCACGGUGUGGUUGCAAGGGAAGGAGCCUCCAGGCCAAUGCAUGCCGGGAUCCAAGGAUGAUGGACAUGGCAUGAUAUGGAUGGACUUGCCUCUUAAGUCAACUAUCCCCACGCAAAUCACGAAGCCUCACUCCUACACAUUGCAUAUACAAUCUUUCAACUCCCCUCCACGUGGAGGCAUUGCAGAGAUGACGAAAUUAACUAAGCGGCUUGACUUCCACAAAGAGUCGGGUGGAUUGGGACUGCUUCGCUCACACUCACGCGCCAAGUCUGGCAGUACUGCCAAGACGACUGAGUCUCCAACCGAAUCUGAGGACUCAGCCCAAGACAAGAAGCAACAGCGGUCACGAUCGUGGUUCUCCCCUCACAGGAGAAAAGAUUCCGUCGCCUCUACAAUUCUUCGGAGCACCAAGAGUCUUCGCCGCCUCUCAGCAGUCUCAUCAUCCGCCUCAUCACAACCCGCAGUCUCGACACCCACUACACCAUCCUUCUCGCGCGGCAGCUAUGAGAGCGAUGCCGCUUUCCAUCACAGGAAGCUCUCUUCAGUUGGCAAUAGUGAGAGAAACGGAGCAACAUCAGAACCUGCUCCAACAGACCCGCCUUCAAUUCCUUACCCUCCACACCGACCUGAGCGGCCGCAGGAGGAUCUUUUCGAGGGCACAGUUCUGGAAAAGAGCAGUCCGUCUGUCCACCGCCCCAGUCGGAGUCGCAGCGUACUGCGGCCAUUUUCACCUUUUCCUGGCCCUUCCAUCAGAGACGUGCGACGCCUCAGCCAACAAUCUGAUCACAAACUGCAGACAAACAUUACGAUAGCGGCCACCGCUACCACCUCUGCGACCAAUCAGCUUUCUAAAGAAGCCGUUCAGGCGCACGAACCAACAGAUGCAGACACGAAUGCAAUUCCGUCCAAUGCAUCUGUGAACUCUGAUGCCACACCGGUACCUGUAAUUCCUGGCCGCCGCUCCAGCUACAGGGCCACCAGCCAUGGGUCUGUGUCUGGUGUGGCGCGCAAACCAUCUGUUUCGAGCUCUUUCCACUUUCCUAUUCAUAGACGACCAAGUCAAGUGACGGCUGACAUUGAGUCACGCAAACAUGCACGGUCUUCUCGGUGGACCUUGACAGAGAACAUGGCGGAGAUGUUCAAAGCUCAACGUAUAAAGACUGAAAAACCUGAAAAGCAGCCGUUGACACCAGCCCAAAUCGAGGCAAUCUGGAAUGGCCAAGAUAACAGCAAGGCUGUGAGUAAACAAAAAUCUAAAGAAAGACGAAUGAAAGCAGCGUCGGAUACUUCUGCAAUGAUGCCGCGUCAUUUUGGAGGUCCACUUACGGAAGAGCAACAAAGUCCAGUGUUCCGUGACUCCUUUCAAUGGCCGGACAGAGGGGCAUCGCCGGUCCCAAUGAGCAGGGCCGACAUUAAAAUGAGAGCCCUCCCAUUUGAAAUCACAGUCCCGCCACCCGCUUCGGCAAUUGUCUCUCCGGAAAUCAUCCACGGCGACGUCUCGCCGAAGUCGCCUUCAAAAGUUGAUAGGGAUAGGAAACUGCCUGGCAAUCAGCCAUUACCGCAACUAUUACUUCCGGAGACAGAAGAAGCCAUUGUUGAAGACGACGACGCAUCGUCAACCAGCUCCAUACCCAUGGUUCCCCCCAAGAAUCCGGCAAGGUUUGUUGCCAGAGCGCCGACCAUGCCACUGUUGCCCCCCAUACCUGAGGGCUUCCGAUCUGCCUCAGAUAGCAACAGGAGCUCGAAGGCAUCUGCCCACCGCCGAAGCCGCAGCUGGAACCAUGCCUCGGAAGUAAAGGACGAGACCAUUCAAUAUAACAGCACCCCUUUCACCAGGACCAGCCCAUCCUUCAGACAUGGACCCAUUGUCCUCAGUGACGCUGGCAGUCGCGACUCAGUGGCAACGGUGGAGGCAGCGGAAGGCGAACAUGAUGUUGAUUGGACGGCCUUCCAGACGGCAAUUCUCGGGGGUGAGAGCAAAGACUUGGAUGGAUUAUUCCCAGUAGAGCCUGUACAGGCAGACGAAGAGGAGGGCCAUUUGGCCGAAGAUGUGACUACUUGGUUUGAAGGGUUUGGCUUCGAAACCCAUGGCGAGCUCAUUGCCUCAGAGAAGUCAUCGCAGAUGAAGUCGGAGCGAUCAGCACAGCGUGACUCGGCUGGCAGCAUGACAUCAGCUGCGUCAACACCCUCAACAAUACAGACAGAUGCUGAUGCGGAGCUCAAGACCCCCGUCAGCGCUCAACAGCAACAUCACAUCUUUGAUACCAUCAAGCAGCUUCGCAACGGCUGCGAGAGCACCUACAGCGCCAGCAUUUAUACAACGGACAGCAUGGAUGGUCCAUGGCCGGCGGCAGCUGAUGGCGAGACGGACGGCGAGGGAGUUGGCGAACUAGCACCCACAUCUGUGGGUUCGAAGCAAGCGAUGGGGCAUGGACUCGAAGCUUUCCUUGGAUUCAAGGUUGACGACGCGUACUGA
Trichoderma virens Gv29-8 is the source of this 2898-nucleotide messenger RNA. RefSeq lists its product as uncharacterized. The record is from RefSeq and is a predicted model, not a curated record. The coding region runs from base 1 to 2898 and encodes 965 amino acids. Lineage: Eukaryota; Fungi; Ascomycota; Sordariomycetes; Hypocreales; Hypocreaceae. The transcript is spliced from 4 exons.